GUCAAAAGCUCUUUCCCUCAUUCUCUGGGAGUGCCUGUCUCCAGAAGUUUCACACUUAACGCUCUCCUGCAUUGGACAACAGAGAUUUCCAAGUCUCUGAAAUGGCUCAAGCUUCUGCAAAAGACGCCAAAGGCGUACCCAAUGGCGACGGCGCUGUGCCCAAGAAGGCCUUGUUUGACGACGACUCUGCAUCCAGCAGCGAAGAGGACCAGGAAGAAGGCGGGGCCGCCCUCGGCCCUCCUGCUGAACUCAAGAUCAACGAGGAAUACGCCCGCAGAUUUGAGCACAACAAGAAGCGGGAGGAACUCCACAGGCUGCAGGAGAAGUACAAGGCGGCUGGUGGAGAGGACGAAGAGUCUGAGGAGUCGUCUGAGGACGAAACGGAAGAUGACGAAGCCGCGCUCAUUACCGAAGACCUAGAUGCCGAGAUCUCGGCUACGCUUCAGGCUAUCAGGAACAGGGACCCCAGAAUAUACGACAGGAACGCCGUCUUCUACAAGCCGUUCGACCCCGAUGCUGUGCCGACGAAGAAGAAGGAGGAAAAGCCAAUGUUCUUGCGCGACUACCACCGUGAGCGGUACUUGAGCGGCGAUGUCGGCGCUGACGACGACAAUGCUGCCGAUAGCCCAAGGACAUACGCGCAGCAGCAGGACGACAUCAAGCAGUCCAUCCUCUCCGAGAUCAACGCGGCCGCCGCUGCUGCCAACGACGACGAAGAGGAGUGGAGUGAUGACGAUGCCUUCAUCAAGCCGGUCAAGAAGGACGACGGUCCCGCAGAAAACGGCGUCCAUCCGUCACGAGCGGCCAACGUCAAACUCACCGAGGUCGAUGUCGCUAAUGCCGACAAGAACCCGGAGGAGUUUCUAAACAAAUUCAUGGCCUCCAAGGUUUGGGCGGCAGAGGACGGAGAUCCCAAUUGGCAGGCAUUCGAAUCCGACGAGGGUGAGGACGCGGACGACUUAGCCGAGGAAUUCGAACAUGCCUACAAUAUGCGCUUUGAGGACCCAGCCAAGAGCAACGAGUUUCUGAAGACCUACUCGAGAAACAUGGCGGCCGCACGGUCUGCCAGGAAAGAGGAGUUGACGGGCAGGAAGAAGCAGAGGGCGCUCGAGAAGGAGAGGAAGGAAGCGGAGAAGAAGGAGCGCGAGGCGGAACGGGCCCGUCUGCGGCGCCUAAAGAUUGACGAGGCCGCGGAGAAGCUCGCCAAGAUCAAGAAAGCUGCUGGAUUGAAGGGCAAAGCACUCAGCGAGGAGCAAUUGAUGAAGGUGCUGGAAGAUGCCUGGGACAACGACAAGUGGGAGGAGGAGAUGAGGAAGCAGUUUGGCGACGACUACUACGCCGAGGCCGAUGACAUGUCCCUAGACGAGGAGGAAGACGAUGAAGAGGAAGAGUCGAAGAAGAAGAAAAAGAAGAAGCCCAAGAAGCCCAAAUGGGACGAUGACAUCGAUAUCAAGGACAUCGUUCCCGAUUUCGAGGAUGAAGUCAAACCCAACAUCACCUUGACCGACGACGAAGCCCAAGCGGCGCAAGCCGAGCAAGACGCAUCAGACGACUCGGGCUCGGACCAAGAGCGGCCAGCCAAGAAGCGCAAGACCUCCAAAGACAUCAAGAAGGAGCGCAUCGAGGCCAAGCGACAAGCCCGCGCGGAGCUUGCCAAGAUUGAAGCGCUCGUCGACACCAAGAUGGAGCUCGAAAACCCGCGCGCUCUUCAGUCUAGAGGCGGCACAGCUGGCUUCCGCUACCGCGAGACGUCGCCCAACUCUUUCGGCCUCACGGCGCGCGACAUCCUGCUUGCACCGUCCGACGCGGCGCUCAACGAGUUCGCGGGCCUCAAGAAGCUGGCCACGUUCCGCGACGCCGAGAAGAAGCGCAAGGACAAGAAGAAGCUGGGCAAGAAGGCCCGGCUGCGGCAGUGGCGGCGCGAGACGUUUGGCAGGGGCUUCGAAGAGACCGGGCCGACCUUUGGGUUUGAGGCGCUGCUCAAGGACGAACAGUCUAGUGGAAGUGGAGCCAAUGCCGCGAGGAAGAAGCACACGUCGAGGAAGGAUAAGCCUGAGAAUGGCGAGGCGGGCGCUAGUAACAUCGUUGACGGGGAGAGGAAGAAGAAGAGGAAGAGGUCCAAGAAGGGGAAGAAGGCCGAGAAGGUGGAGGAGUAGGGGCUGUCUCUGUUGGCGUUCAGAUGACUACGUUACUUAUGCAUGCAUUGCUUCAUUUAUUGGCAGGCCUGUAUCCAUUCAAUGGCGUUAUAUGGACCUUGAGCUACAUACAAGUUAUCUGGUUGGCCUCGUCUGUAUCCCGUACAUACCAUACCGUAGGGACCCAGAUGUAUUUAGGGUUUGUGUCCUUGACAUCGUCAAUUUCACAUCCCUAGAGUAACCG
Chaetomium strumarium is the source of this 2379-nucleotide messenger RNA. Its product is annotated as KRI1-like family C-terminal-domain-containing protein. Bases 102 to 2156 code for a protein of 684 amino acids. Lineage: Eukaryota; Fungi; Ascomycota; Sordariomycetes; Sordariales; Chaetomiaceae. The transcript has a single exon. The record is from RefSeq and is a predicted model, not a curated record. Gene Ontology annotation, cellular component: 90S preribosome; nucleolus. Gene Ontology annotation, biological process: endonucleolytic cleavage in ITS1 to separate SSU-rRNA from 5.8S rRNA and LSU-rRNA from tricistronic rRNA transcript (SSU-rRNA, 5.8S rRNA, LSU-rRNA).